AAAGUUGAUAAGAUUAGUGUUCCCGACGGGACGUAGAAGCAUUUGAGGAACGUAUCAAAAUAUCUUUCAAUGUUUAUAAUUAUACGCUUUAAAUUGGAUUCUAAUGUACCUUUUUAUUGCCAGUCUUAAAACUUGUUUGACAUUAGGCACUUUACUCUGUCGUUGCAUUAUGUUUGACGUUACUCUGAUAAGACGAACCGUGGGAAUUGAUAUAUAAAUACACGAUAACGUUAGCUUAUCUGUAACACAUAGCAUAAAUUUAAAUGAUCAAUGAAACAGCUCGUACCUUCUAUCUUCGGGAACCCACUUUAAAAGCUUUUUAUAAUAUAAAAUUCUAAAGCAUUGUACCUUGAAAAUACGUUUUUCCCUUGUUAUGAAUAUACAUGUAUUCGUUCGAGGUGUUGUUUUAUUAAAUUAUCAUUGAACGUUACGAUCGAUUUUUUUACAUUUUCUCCGUGCAUUUAUUACAGCGAUUAUAAAAUACUUUAAAGUAUAGAGGAUGUUAUAACUUUGUAAUCUUGACACGUAUUUAAGCAACGUUAAUUUCGAAAAUAAGUAAAUGUCUGGGAGCGCUCGACGUAGGUACGCUCCUGUGAAUGCAUAAAAACACCACCUGUGCUUGAAGUGGCUGAACUAUUCUGACUUCGAAUCGAAAAUGGCUGACAACGGGGAUGUUGUGAACAGUUCGUCGUCAGGCAAAGCGGCUAGAAAUACCGUUAUCGAUGGACCUGUCACUGACCCAGCAUCGAAUACUAAGAGCCUAGAGGCAUCAAAUAAUGCCUUUCAAGCCGCGAGAAAAAAAUUAGAUUCCAAGUCUGGAGCCUUGAAGAAAUCCAGCCGAUAUCGUAGCCGCUCGUUGUCAGCCAGUAGCACAGACAGUUAUAGUUCUGCCUCUUAUACAGCAAGUUCAUCGGAUGAGGACGAUGUCUCGCCACGUGAGAAAAUCCAGAAAACGGAAAAGGGCUUCACCGAUUUUUGCGUGCGCAAUAUCGAUCAGCACGCAUUUGGCCGUAGAGAGAUAGAAAUAGCGGAGCAAGAAAUGCCCGGAAUCAUGGCGCUUCGUAAACGUGCGGCUGAAGAUAACAGUUUACGCACGCCCGAUUUAACUUGGGAAAAAGUAAGGUCUCAAGUGGAUCAUGUUAUCUGGCCAGAUGGAAAGCGCAUCGUGCUAUUAGCGGAAGGCCGUUUAGUCAACUUAUCUUGUUCCAGUAUUCCCUCAUUUGUUGUAUCAAUUACAGCUGCUACUCAAGCGUUAGCGCUCAUUGAAUUAUUCAACGCGCCUCCGGGACGAUACAAAAGUGACGUUUAUCUGCUACCCAAAAAGAUGGACGAAUACGUGGCAUCCUUACACUUACCAACUUUUGAUGCCCACUUAACGGAAUUAACGGAUGAGCAAGCCAAAUACAUGGGACUUAAUAAGGCUGGACCUUUUAAGCCUAACUAUUACCGCUAUUAAAAUGCGAACGAGUGACACAGUACAGUUCACACGGCGUUCUAAUUAUUAUGUUUUUAAGUAUUAAGAAAGCUGCCCCGUUUCAGUGAAUUACCUUCUAUUGAUCACGAUCAUUCGAAUCAAUAGAGAUUUCUGAAUAAGAUUUCGUGUUCCCUUUAUCGUACACAUAAGCUGUUCUAUUAAGGUAGAAGAGUAUUCUUUCCGUGUGUUCCAACAGAAACGCCGCCUCAGCACUGGUUGCAAUAAUCAAUAACUAGAAGUUACAUAAGCGAAUAUGUAUGUAUCGAAUUAACUUCCUCGCCUGUAUAAUGGAUUAAUUUAUGAACUGUGCAAGCAGAGAGUCAAACGUGCAGUUGUUCAGUCGCAUCAGACGCGGAGUUUGCCAAAUGCCAGUUUUCUUAUGGCAAAGAGAAAGAGAGAGAACGAGAGAGAGAGAGAGAGAGAGAGAGAGAGCGAGAGAAAAAGAAAGAGAG
Nomia melanderi (Alkali bee) is the source of this 1926-nucleotide messenger RNA. The record is from RefSeq and is a predicted model, not a curated record. Lineage: Eukaryota; Metazoa; Arthropoda; Insecta; Hymenoptera; Halictidae.